Messenger RNA from Filobasidium floriforme, 874 nucleotides. RefSeq lists its product as uncharacterized. The transcript is spliced from 7 exons. The coding region runs from base 70 to 498 and encodes 142 amino acids. Gene Ontology annotation, biological process: regulation of transcription by RNA polymerase II. Lineage: Eukaryota; Fungi; Basidiomycota; Tremellomycetes; Filobasidiales; Filobasidiaceae. Gene Ontology annotation, cellular component: mediator complex. Gene Ontology annotation, molecular function: transcription coregulator activity. The record is from RefSeq and is a predicted model, not a curated record.
UGCUCUUUCCUGUGUAUGCUCGACUCCUGAGAAGGCAACUGCAUCACAUUACACUCAUAGAAAAGAAUUAUGGAUCGGAUAUCGCAGCUACAGACAGGUAUCAUCAGCCUACUCACGCAGACAAGCAGCAACCUGGGGGAACUUAGCACGAAGAUCCCUUACCGAACGGUCGAUGGAAGUGCGCUGCCUAUAGCUCCCGUUCCUAAGAAGGAGAUGCAAGCGCACCUUAGCGAAGCGGAAUACGAACAACUCAAAACGGACCUAGCUGUCCAAUAUGUUCAACAAGCUAAACAGGUCGAAGCCCUAAUCGAUAACCUCCCGGAGAAACAAGAUGUCGGACCUAUCAACGAUCGUCUGAAAGCGCUGGAUGUGGAGAUGAAGGCCGCCAACGAAGAAUACAAGUCGGCUCUCAGCGAAGCUAUGGCCCUGGAGAAGGAGGUCAAGGCGUUAUUGGACCAGACGUUGGCCAACCUGUCUUCCAACAAUAUCACCCGUUGAGGUUGGGCUGCGCAGCGUCGAGCUGGAUUGAACGGCUCUGGUUGACUCAAUCGAUCGACUGCAUCGAGAUCGCACAACGAUAUGAACGGCAACUCGCAGAGGGCGAAUGGAAGGCUGGACUGAUUACAGGUCCACGGGCCCCGUAGCUUUGAUCAUAUUGUCCAGGGACGCAGGCUUACCGAUUGGGAGCGACCACGCCAAUACCCUACUCUACGAACCACCGGAUCUACCUACCGCAGUCAUUAUGCUCAUCGUCACGAGCAUUAGCCAUAUACGAGACCAAUGACCCGCAUACCUGGUCAGCUGGAGUCCAAGACAAUCCAGCUCGAGUCCGAAAGGCACUUGUAUCUCUCUAUCAUCAAGAGGGCCUUCAGGU